This is a messenger RNA of Pistacia vera, 968 nucleotides long. RefSeq names its product trafficking protein particle complex subunit 6B-like. The transcript has 4 exons. Gene Ontology annotation, biological process: endoplasmic reticulum to Golgi vesicle-mediated transport; regulation of GTPase activity. The record is from RefSeq and is a predicted model, not a curated record. Lineage: Eukaryota; Viridiplantae; Streptophyta; Magnoliopsida; Sapindales; Anacardiaceae. The coding region runs from base 117 to 641 and encodes 174 amino acids. Gene Ontology annotation, cellular component: cis-Golgi network; TRAPP complex; trans-Golgi network.
AUUUUAGGGGGAUUUUUUUAUUGAAUCAAACCUCAGGGUUCUAUGAACCGAAAAGAAAAUACAAAACCAUUUCAGUAGAGAUCGAGUCGAAGCAAAAACAAAAAAUUGAGGUGAAAAUGGGAAGGGAAGUUUCAGAGAGCUGCGUUGAUAGUCUGUUAACUGAAAUGGUAUCAACCUAUUGCAAUCGGUUCUACGCUAAUAAGCCUGAGCUCGCCGCGCGUCGGAUCGAAGCCAUUGGUUAUCAGGUCGGCCAUCAGCUCUCCGAACGGUAUACGAUGGAGAGGCCACGCUUUAGUGAUCAUCUGGAGGCAAUAAAGUUCAUCUGCAAGGACUUUUGGUCUGAACUCUUCAAGAAACAGAUAGACAAUUUGAAGACAAAUCAUAGAGGUACAUUUGUAUUGCAGGAUAAUGGGUUUCGCUGGCUUUCGCGUAUUUCACUCGAUCCAUCCCUGGAAAAUGCAGAAUCUCAAGAUCCUUCUGCUUCAACCGAAAGCAAGGCAGCACAAGCAACCAGCAUGCAUCUCUAUUUCCCUUGUGGAAUCAUAAGAGGAGCUCUUUCAAACUUGGGAAUUCCUUGUGCAGUUUCUGCUGACAUAUCCAACCUUCCUGCAUGUUCGUUUGUGGUCCGGAUAAAGGCCUGAUGAACAGUUGAGCACAAGUGUGGGAUUAGAGCCGGGGCUUGAAGCAUGUAGUGAUCUGUUUUCUCCCUAUACAGCUGAUGCAUAAAACUGUAUUUGAUUUGAAAAUUUCUAGAUAUCCCUUUGAAAAUAUCCAUUGUGUAGCUCAUGAAUAUUUGGGAGGAACUUCUGUUGCACAAGUAAACUUGAAAUCUGGGUGCAGAUAUUGUGAAGCUCUAUGAUAAUUGAUGACAACAACUGUUGUUGAGUGUCAAUAUUAAAAGUCAAAAAUGCCUUUUGUUUUUUGGGUUUUGAGUGAUAGUGUAAGAAUUUGGACUCAUUUUUCCACAA